AUUUCAUUCCCAAUUUUAAAUUUUUUACGAAUUUCUAUUCAGUUUCAAACUUACACAUCAACAGACGUGUCAAUAUUUCUAGCAAAUAUCGUCAAGUUUAUCUGCUGUGCCAACUUAUAAUUGAUCAUUUAUAAGGUAGACCCCUGUUCCAUUUGUUUACGAAAUUAACUUUAAAAAUUUAUAUUUUUUAAAAUUAUUGCGAUUAUAAAAACAAUCCCCACCCCCCCUGGAGAUAAGUUUUGACUAAAAAAAUGACUACGACCCCAAUGAAUAUCCUCACCAUCAUUUUGGCUUUUUUGGCCGUUUGCUGUAAUUCCCAGUCAGACAAUAACCCCGGCGCUUCUUUGGCGAAACUGCAAAUCUCACCGGAACCUUUGAGUUCCAUGGAUUACGGCAACUUUCUCGUUGAGAUUUACGAACACGCCAAUAAUCAAAAAUCAACUGACGGCCAAAAAAAAUAUUUCUACUCUCCCAUUGCGCUAUUGGACCACUCAAGUGCCAUUAGUACUUACAAUAAAUUUACGAAACAGCCAGAGAUGAGAUUCCGCAUUGAAAUGUGGAACGACAAAGUCCAAAAUGAAGUCGUCAAACAUUUGAACGAAAGCGUCGGUCAUCAAAUCAAAUCUAAUCAAGUUAGAGUCAUUCCCUUGGAGAAGGUCAUUAUCGCCAGUGAAAUACCCACAGCUGAUUAUUUUCUAUCUUCAUUAUGGAAGAAAUUUGACAGAAGCAAAACCCUUUGGUUUUCUCUGACUUGUUAUGACCAGAAAAUCUGCGACGAACUGGCCGAUCAAAUGCGAUCCGAUCCCAAACAUUUAGACCAUUUCAAACUCUUGUACAGUUUGUCAUCGCAGACGUCGCAAACCAAACAGACGACCAUCAGCAUCGACAGCGUCACUUCCGGUCAAAUGGUCUCGACUCUUUUGCAGAAAUUUGAAGACAAAAAAGAAAUUUUUCUGACGGCCAACGACGAGAAGAAAAUGUUGACGGAAACGGCCACCAACAUCCGAAUGGACACAUUUGACGACUACGAGGUCGGAUCUCCUGACACUGAAUUGCUGAUUAUAAAUAAUUUAAAGGAUUUGUUGGGUGUGUCAAAGAUAACAAUCAAAGAACAAGGUGACAAGAUGUGGGACUCUGUUUUUUGGAAUGAGGAAAAUUACCGGCCGGACAAGACGACGAAAACUUUAAAUGAAAUUCUCAACAAACUGGACAGGGAAACUCGAAAGAAAUUGGCGGACAUGUUUCAGAAAGCGGAGAGGCAAUCUGAAAUAAUAAAACAAGUAACUUCAAAAGAAAAAAGACGAGAGGAGCAGCAUCUCAUUGUUAAUGUUAAUCAGAAAUGGGAACUUGCAAAGAAUUUUUCAGAUGAAGAAAAUAAAAAUUUAGAGAAUAAAGAAAGAAUCCAACACAAUUUUAACUCAAAUAGUUGGACUGACGUGGACCGAAUCAUUUCAGAGAUAAUGGCAAAUAAUUCGGAUGGUUCCAGCCAAGUCGAAAUUUCGAAGGAAGAGUUGGAAGUUUUAUUAAAAGAAAGUAGAAAUCACGUCCAAUGGGACGGAGAGAAAUUUAUCCCAAAAGCAAUUCAACUCACCCGAAUCAAUUUGGGCAAAUUUCGUGAUUCUCAAUCGUUUCAGGAUCGUAACGUCCGUGUCCGUUACACGACCGCCGAACUAUCGGUGCCCAUUAAAAUCAUGGAACACGCAGAAUUGCCUGUCGUUAACGAAUGGAACAAUUUAAAGGACGAACUCAAAGCGACGUCAACUGAUUUGGAAACUACAAAAACAAAUUUGGCCUCAACGAGAACGGAAUUGAGCAGCACCAAGUCGGCCGUUGCUGAUUUGGUGACCAAAUUAAAUGGUAAGAAUAUUUUAAAUGAAUUGUUUUAUGAGACACGAUUAAAAGAAUUGAAUUUGAAUUUAACAACAGCCCGAACGAGUGAAUUAGUCGACAUUGGCCAAAUGCCAACCUCGUGUGCGGAUCUGCAACGAAUGGGACAUAAACUGAGCGGAUUCUUUUCCGUAAAAGGAUCAAAGAAGAUGGAAAUGAUUUACUGCAACUUUUUUGCUAAUCAAAAUGACAAACAGAAAUGGAUCGGAUACGCCGAUGUCAAAUCGGCGCCCGUCAAUUUCUACGUCCAGAGAAAUUCGCCAUUUAAAACAGAAAACACACCGAUUCCAUUCGAUUUGGCGGUGGUGAACGAGGGAAACGCCAUGGAUUUGACAUCGGGGAAAUUCACGGCACCGCGACCGGGAAUUUAUUUCUUCUCUUUCGCGGGAGUGGGGUAUCUCAAUGAUUCACCACCGGCUAAUUUUUAUUCUCGUCUUUAUUUGAACGCGAAUAUAAUCGGGUCGAGUCAUGUUACAGAGUAUAACGUCCCCGUUAAUCAAUCAAAUCCGUUGACCCUCCAGUCGACGCUGAACUUGAAAAAAGGCGAUCGAGUCUGGGUGCAAAUUGGUUAUACUGGUAAAUCGUAUUUGUAUGACAACAGUUGGCACUACACCCAUUUCACGGGUUUCAUGUUGGAGGAGGAAAUUGCGGAGUCCCUUUGAGGUUCAACUUCAUCGGCGACACGAAACAUUUUC
This is a messenger RNA of Daphnia pulicaria, 2582 nucleotides long. RefSeq lists its product as uncharacterized. Lineage: Eukaryota; Metazoa; Arthropoda; Branchiopoda; Diplostraca; Daphniidae. The transcript is spliced from 3 exons. The record is from RefSeq and is a predicted model, not a curated record. Gene Ontology annotation, molecular function: protein binding. Bases 252 to 2549 code for a protein of 765 amino acids.